Misgurnus anguillicaudatus (oriental weatherfish) is the source of this 3151-nucleotide messenger RNA. RefSeq names its product synaptogyrin 2b (gene syngr2b). Gene Ontology annotation, cellular component: neuromuscular junction; synaptic vesicle membrane. The record is from RefSeq and is a predicted model, not a curated record. NCBI's taxonomy places the organism in Eukaryota, Metazoa, Chordata, Actinopteri, Cypriniformes, Cobitidae.
AGGGUGGUGCCUAUCAGCGCUGUUUAGAGAAAGAAGUUUGUUUCUGAAGGUCACAGAAACAUUCGUUCUUGAAUUGCAUUAUAUCUGUUUUUCAAUUUUUGUGUUAUUAUUUCACUUCACUCUUCAGUUUUUUGCACACUGGAUGUCCUGAUCAAACCCUGUGGAGAUCUUCAGUCAGGAUGGAAGUGAUGCAUUUAUUUCUCAUUGGUAUUUCUGUCUGGUCUACACUUGCAGGUGCUUUUGAUAUCAACAUACUUGAGAAACCUCAACUUUUUGGUCCUUCCCGCGCAUUGGAAGGUUCAAUUGUGGAAUAUUUCUGUGAAGUGCCCAUGAUACCCCCAGAUGUGUCCGUCCUCCUCACACUUUAUAUGGAGAGAAACAUGAAUAAGUUAAUCGGUGAGCACACUGUGAACUAUGGAGAAAAUGUCACAUUUCCUGUGCGUGUCACCAAGGCCUAUGAUGGUCAAUUCAUCUGUGAAGCCAGCGGAAACAACAACACACUGAUAGGAAAAACAUUCAGUAACAGCCUGGAACUCAAAGUCAUUUCUCCAGUGGAUGGAGCAUCAAUCACGUCACAUCCGUCCACUGAUGAUCUGUGGGAAGGACAGAGUUUGACCCUUUAUUGUAACAUCACAAAAGGGACACACGUCUCUUAUGAUUGGCUGGUGAAUGGAAAAUCAGUUCACACAGGAUCCAGUCUGACCAUUCAGUCUCUCUCUGUCCAACACACGGGCGAUUAUCAGUGUGUCGCAUCAAACCAAGUGAAUGACACAAUGGUGUUUAACUCCAGCAGUGAUGUAACAUCUGUGUGGGUCAAAGAAUACAUCUCAAAGCCUGAAAUCUCAAUGGAUGUGAUGAAGAUUGGGGUCGGCAUCUUCAUCAUCCUCAAAUGUCGGUCUGAUAAAGGAACUCAACCCAAAACAUUCAGUCUGUUUAAUGAUACAAAAGUUAUCAACACAAAAACCACAGAAGGACUUCAGGUUGAUUUUAAUGUAUCCAUUGAGCUGAAUCGAGACAUGGGCUGGGUGCGAUGUAACGCCAGUAACGACGGCAACUGGAUGCUGAGUGAACCAAUCAGUCUGACUGUAGAAUCUGUAGGGGGCGCUGUGAUGGUGACGCCCUUCAAACACAUAGGACGGGACUUUGAGGUGUUUGGUCUGGUGCUGCGCUGUAAGGUGGAGCGAGGAACAUUUCCACAUUACGAUUGGUAUCUGAAUAACAGCAGACUGAUGGGCCAAGGACGUUUCUAUGUUGUCGUUCGGGGUGAUCUCGUUCUAAAUGUGGGAGCAAAAACUUCUGGUAUCUAUCACUGUGAAGCUUCAGACAGAUUUGACAACAGCACCAGAAUCACCAGUCCAAAGAUGCUGAUCAGUAAAGAGGUAUUAAACCGAGUCUCUACUUCAGUGGUGGUGGUGGUUUUCAGCGGUUUCAUCCUAAUUAUUAUUGCAGUAACUGCAUGCUGUAUUUAUGGAGUGGUCUUACGGAGAAGAUAUCCAAUAACAUAUCAGCUGCAUAAACGAUAUGGAGAAACAAAAGUCACAUCUAAACAGAAAGAUGAAGAUGAGGAGGAUAAUGAUGAAGAUGAGGAAGAUGAUUAUCUAAUGAUGAUGGAUUAUGAAGAAGAUCUCAUCCGCACUGACAGAUUGUAUGACUCUGAGGAGGACGAGCAGUCUAUAGAUGAAUCCGUUCUGUAUGAAGAAGCUGUUUCAAAAUCAUUCAGAUCAAUUUAAAUUGAAUUUUUUUAUCACUUUUCACAAUGUUGCAUUAAUGCAAAGCUGCUUCAGAUGAGCAAAGAAAACACAGAAAACAAAUUAUGAGCUACAAAAUACACACAGAAUAGAAGACAAAUACGAAUAUUGUAAGCUAUGAUUGAUUGUAAUCUACUAAAGUCAUUUAGUCAAUUAUGAUAGAUGACAUGUAUUAUAUUAAACCAGACAUGACUUUUAUCUUGCAUGGAAAUUGUCUGAGCUAACAGCCAUCAGUAAUUUUCAUUAAUAUGAAGUCUUUAAGUUUUUUCAUUCAGUAUUCAUGUCAUGCUCAAACAAAGAUUUGAUUCAAACUGAGACAAUAGACAAACACUCUGUGACCGGUCAACAAUGAGUCUACUGUCAGAUUCAAAUCAAUGAGCCAGAUUCAAAUUUAGCAUGGGUGUGUGUUUGUCUCUUGUGUUUGCUUGUGUGUAGAUGAUAUUCAUGUGGUUUUAGGAAGGAAAAAUUAUAAACAAACAACGUUUUAACAACUUUAAUUUUAAUUCUUAAAUAAAAUGAACAAAUAUAUCAAUUCUGUGAAUUUGUUUGAGUAGAAUCAUUUUGAGUGUAUUUGAUAAUCUGUUUAAAUUAUUUCUGUAUAUUUAUUCAUUUGUGUAUAUUUAAUCUUCAUCACUUCGCAUUACAAAUCUGCAAUUUUCAAUAUUUGUAGUGGAUUUUAAUUUGUCAGCGUAGGGAUGUCCGAUUCAUUUAGGGAGUGGUUUUGGACGGUUCAUUCAAAUGAACCAAUUCAAAUUCAUCGCUUGAUUUCAAACUACAACCUGCACGCCUACGUUUUAUUAUUUUUGUAAAUUAAUAUUUUAGUUACCUUUACAGUGCACUACUUAUUAAAUGACUUAUGUUUUGGAUUAAGUUACACAGAUUUUCACCUAAAAUUUAGACUCAAUCGAAAUACAAAUCGGUUUAACCGAACAAAUAUAAGGAAUCGGUUCAAAUGAAUCAUUAUUCAGGGAAUCGGACAUCGCUCCCCCCUCUCUCGGUAAACAGUCUCAGUGUUGUGUGUGGGUGUCGUGUUUUCAGCUGUCGUGCGUUUGUGUGUUUUUGUGUAACACGCACAUGCACACACAGAUGGAGUCGAACACUGUUUACGGAGCUUCUCUGGCCGGAUCGGGAUUUGAUCUCGUUAAAUUCAUCAAACAACCUCAAACUAUCACGCGAUUCUUCAGCUGGGUGUUCGCCAUCGUGGUAUUUGCCUCAAUAACAGCUGAAGGUUACGUGAACUCCGCCAAUGAGCAGAUCGCAAAGUGUGUCUUCAACAAGAGCGAUGGUGUCUGUCAUUACGGAGUGGGCAUCGGGGUCAUCGCCUUCAUGGCGAGUGCAGCUUUCUUAUUGGCCGACGCUGCACUGCCUAUGAUGAGCAACGCCCAGGAGAGAAAAUACGUUGU